Messenger RNA from Olea europaea var. sylvestris, 960 nucleotides. RefSeq lists its product as uncharacterized. The record is from RefSeq and is a predicted model, not a curated record. The coding region runs from base 185 to 673 and encodes 162 amino acids. The transcript has 4 exons. NCBI's taxonomy places the organism in Eukaryota, Viridiplantae, Streptophyta, Magnoliopsida, Lamiales, Oleaceae.
CAAGCUAUUAUCUUGAUUAUCUGGGGCAGUUUCAUCGACCGUCAAGGCGCUGAAAUUAUUGACUGCCUUAUGAAAAAACCAGUGGUUGUUGGGAAUCAUUUAAAAGUCACAUCUUUUAGAGCGAAAGCCAUUAUGGAUAAAAGGAAAGAUAGAAUUGAAGACAGUGACUCAAUCACUUUGGUAUAUGGCUUGUGAUACCUAUGGUUGGAUAUCUUUCGCUCAACUCAAUGAAAUGUAUUUUUGCAACUAUUGCAAACACAUGCAUGCAAGAACAAUUUCAAGAGCAAGAUGCAAUGUUCAGCUUUCAGAUAACACCGGCACUAUUACUGCAUCUUUAUUUGGUGAUGUGGCUGAAAAUUUCUUGAAACUUCCAGCUGAGAAACUAAUGAAAGAUAGUAUAACGUUAGAACACUUUAUCAAUGCUCAAGACUCCAGCUAUGCAAUUGAAGACCAUUUUAUUUACAUGAAAUUUGGAAACCCAAAUUCAAAAACCAAUCAACCAAGGUUUGAUGUAAUCUACGUUCUUAAUAACAGCUCUGCACAUGCACAAAGAUCUGCAUCAUUGUUUCCAUAUCAGGCUAAGGAAAAAAAUGUCUCAUAUUGCACCAAUGUGCCUAAUGCACGAAGGAGCUUAGUGUUCGAGAAGGAAAACAUCGAACAACUGAAAAAGUAAAGAAUGGCAACAUCCAGCGAUCCUAAUGUUCAAAACAAGGAUGCAAACCCUCUUGGCAAUAAUGCUGAUCCAAAGAAAAAUGGACUUUACCAUACCUUUACCAGUUCAAGUGCAACUAAAGUUAGUUCUAUUUUGUUAUUUUGAAGUCCUUUUGCUUUUUGCUAGAAGAUUUUUGUAUAUGAUAUCAUAUUACACUGCUGGAAUAUGUCAUAAAGUUCAGCUUAGUUUUUGGAAACUUCAUUCUUAUUAAUGAAUUGGGAUAGGUAUGCAAAAUGUUAUAUAAAUAA